Messenger RNA from Chondrus crispus (carragheen), 1874 nucleotides. RefSeq lists its product as hypothetical. The record is from RefSeq and is a predicted model, not a curated record. Lineage: Eukaryota; Rhodophyta; Florideophyceae; Gigartinales; Gigartinaceae. Gene Ontology annotation, cellular component: membrane. The transcript is spliced from 2 exons. Gene Ontology annotation, biological process: protein localization to membrane. The coding region runs from base 1 to 1818 and encodes 605 amino acids.
AUGGUCUCGCGCCUCAACCGCCUCCCGUACGACUACUACACCCUCCCCUUCUGCGCACCCUCCGCCGCACAGCAGGCAAGCGCCGCCACCUCCAAGGACGUCCGCACCCUCGGCCUCGGCCAGAUCCUCCAGGGCGAGAGGGCCCGCCUCACCCCCCACACCCUCCACCUCCUCCAACAUCUCCCCUGCGCACACGUCUGCACCGCAAACUUCUCCGUCCCCAACCUCAACUUGCUCGCCGCUAGGAUCCUCAAGGGCUACCGCGUCCGCCUCACCCUGGAUGACCUUCCCGUCGUCGUCCGCCGCCCCACGGGCAGCUACCGCCUGGGCUAUCCCCUCGGCGAUUCCGCCGCCUCCACACGCCACAUUGAGGUCACCAACCAUCUCGCCUUUUCCAUCAUGUACCACAUCCCGGACGAGUACGAGAAGCUCAGCCUUACCUCACGCUACGCCACCCCGGAGACCGUCUACCGCAUCGUCGGCUUUGAGGUCACGCCCAUGUCGGUCGCCGACAAUACGUGCCCCGCAACGGGCAACCUCGACGUAAAGGGGGGCCCGUUUGUCAUCCCCGCGGAACAGCGCAUGCGGAAGCCUACCGAGAUCCCUUUUACGUAUACCGUCCAAUUUGUGAAGAGCGACGUGCGCUGGGCCACAAGGUACGAUACCCUGCUCAAGGUGUCGUCGGGGAGGCAGACGAUGCAGAUGUUUGCCAUCGUCAACUCCAUGAUGCUGGCCCUCUUUCUCACAGCCUCCCUCGCUGUUGUCCUGUUCCGCACGCUGAGAAGGGACUGCGCGCGGUACGGCAUUGCGCCCGGGGAGAUUAUGGACGACUUUAAUGAUGACUUUGACAAUGACGUCGGGUGGCGCAUGCUGCGGGGUGACGUCUUCCGAGCGCCCGCGGCGGUCGGCAUGCUGUCUGUCCUGUGCGGAUCAGGCGCACAGCUGGUGGUGGUGAGUAUAGUGACGCUGGCGUUUGCGUUGCUAGGGAUAGUGAGCCCGCAUCGCAGAGGGAAUCUGAUCAGCGGGCUGCUGUUCUUCUGGGUUGUGUCGAGCGGGAUAGGCGGGUACGUUGCGGCGAGGCUGCACAAGGCCAUGGGCGGUGUGCGGUGGAAGUUGGUGACGUUUGGGGUGGCGCUGGUGCUUCCCGGAGUGGCGUUUUCGACAUUUUUCGUCGUCAACUUGUUCGUGUGGAUGAUGGGGUCGAUCGGAGCGGCGCCGUUCCUGACAAUGUUUCUGUUGCUGUUCUUGUGGCUGGGCGUGUCCGUGCCGCUGGCUUUUGCCGGGACAUAUCUAGGGUAUCGGCGGAAGGCGUACGACUUUCCGGUGCGGACAAACCAGAUUCCGCGGCCGAUUCCAAGGCAGCCUAAAUAUUUAAGUUCACCGUGGGUGCACAUGAUUUCGGGGAUUCUCCCGUUUGGAGUGGUGUGCAUUGAGCUGCGGGUGAUCCUCAACUCGAUCUACUUGGACGAAUUUUAUCAUUUCUUUGGAUUCCUCGUGGCGGUGUUCACGAUCCUGGCGAUCACGUGCGCCGAGGUGAGCGUGGUGGUGGUGUUCAUCAAGCUCAGCAACUGCGACUACGGGUGGUGGUGGAACAGCUGGUUUGCGUCGGCCAGUUCUGGCUGCUACGUGCUGCUGUACAGCAUCUAUUACUUACUGACGAGCCCCGGGGCGGACGCGAAAAACGUGGUUUCCAACUUCCUCUUCCUCGCUUACUCUACUCUGGGCUCGAUCUGCUUCGGUCUUCUCACGGGGACAAUCGGGUUCCUCUCGUCACUCGCGUUCGUGCGACGGAUAUACAGCGACUCGGUCGACGAUUAGAAGUGUUGAUUGUAAAAACCUGCAUAGUGCGGCACGGAUGAAAUUUUGUUUGUAAA